Dipodomys spectabilis (banner-tailed kangaroo rat) is the source of this 2246-nucleotide messenger RNA. RefSeq names its product galactosamine (N-acetyl)-6-sulfatase (gene Galns). Gene Ontology annotation, molecular function: arylsulfatase activity; N-acetylgalactosamine-6-sulfatase activity. Bases 29 to 1600 code for a protein of 523 amino acids. The record is from RefSeq and is a predicted model, not a curated record. The transcript has 14 exons. NCBI's taxonomy places the organism in Eukaryota, Metazoa, Chordata, Mammalia, Rodentia, Heteromyidae.
GCGUCCGGCUCCGCGGGCCGCGUGAGGCAUGGCCGCGGCGCCCGCCGCGCCGAGAGGGUGGCAGCUGCUGCUAGUGCUGAGUGCCGCGGGGCUGGGGACCCCCGGCGCCUCGCGGCCCCCCAACAUCGUGCUGCUGCUCAUGGACGACAUGGGGUGGGGCGACCUGGGGGUGUAUGGGGAGCCUUCCCGAGAGACUCCAAAUUUGGACCGGAUGGCUGCGGAAGGAAUGCUCUUCCCCAACUUCUAUUCUGCCAACCCUCUCUGUUCACCGUCCAGGGCAGCUCUGCUCACAGGCCGGCUGCCCAUCCGCAAUGGCUUCUACACCACCAACGCGCACGCCAGAAACGCGUACACACCGCAGGACGUGGUGGGGGGCAUCCCCAGCUCGGAGCGCCUGCUGCCUGAGCUCCUGAAGGAGGCCGGCUACACCAGCAAGAUCGUGGGCAAGUGGCACUUGGGCCACAGGCCCCAGUUCCACCCCCUGAAGCACGGAUUUGAUGAAUGGUUCGGCUCCCCCAACUGCCACUUUGGGCCUUAUGACAACAAGGCUCGGCCCAACAUCCCUGUGUACCGUGACUGGGAGAUGGUCGGCAGAUUUUAUGAAGAAUUCCCAAUUAAUCUGAAGACUGGGGAAGCCAAUCUCACUCAGAUCUACUUAGAGGAAGCCCUGGAUUUCAUCAGAACACAGCAGGCAAAGCAAUGCCCCUUCUUCCUCUACUGGGCCAUCGAUGCCACACACGCCCCUGUCUACGCGUCCAGACCUUUCUUGGGCACCAGCCAGCGAGGGCUGUAUGGGGAUGCCGUGCGGGAAAUCGAUGACAGCGUUGGGAAGAUACUGAGUCUCCUGAGGCGCCUGGGCAUGGAGCGGGACACGUUCGUCUUCUUCACAUCCGACAAUGGCGCCGCCCUCAUCUCUGCGCCCAAGGAAGGUGGCAGCAACGGCCCCUUCCUGUGUGGGAAGCAGACCACGUUUGAAGGUGGCAUGCGGGAGCCGGCGAUUGCGUGGUGGCCAGGGCACAUCGCUGCAGGCCAGGUGAGCCACCAGCUGGGCAGCAUCAUGGACCUCUUCACCACCAGCCUGUCCCUCGCAAGCCUGCAGCCGCCCAGCGACAGGGCAGUGGACGGCCUGGACCUCCUCCCCACGCUCCUGCAGGGCCAGCUGACGGACAGGCCAAUAUUCUAUUACCGUGGAAACACGCUGAUGGCCGUCACCCUUGGCCAGUACAAGGCCCACUUCUGGACUUGGACCAACUCCUGGGAGGAAUUCCGACAGGGCGUUAACUUCUGCCCCGGGCAGAACGUCUCAGGAGUCACGACCCACACCCAGGAGGAGCACACGAAGCUGCCCCUGGUCUUCCACCUAGGCCGAGACCCAGGGGAGAGGUUCCCACUCAGCUUUGCCAGUGAGGAGUACCAGGUUGCCCUGGAGAGAGCCACCUGGGCUGUCCAGCAGCAUCAAGAGGCCUUGGUCCCUGGCCAGCCGCAACUCAACAUAUGUGACCAGGCAGUCAUGAACUGGGCACCGCCGGGCUGUGAAAAGCUGAAGAAGUGCCUGACGCCUCCUGAGUCGGCUCCCACCAAGUGCCUCUGGCCCCAUUAGCUUCUGUUUGGACCCAGGCCAGGCUCAGAAUCUCCCGCUGGAGGAUAAGAAGGCUCUGGCCUCAGGACUCCCAUGUUGGAAGAAUUCCAGUUGCCCUCUGCCUUGCCCACCACCAGAUAGCACCUGCAACCAGUGGCAGGGCCUGAGACCACACCCAAGACCCGUCCCUAGAGCCCACAGUCUAGUGCUGUCCAGUCCUGGACCUGCCAUGCAGCUGGCCACAAAUAGGUUCUGACCACAGUAGCCCAUCCGUGCCCAGUGCCCCUGUCCAGGGUCUGGAGCCCAGGGGGCAUCUUCUCGCUGGUCUGCUUCACCCCUGGCACUGAAGACCGUGGGGCUGAUCUAAACUGAGCCCUCGGGGCUGGGCAGCAGGAGGACAGCACCCAUGGCAUCGGCCUCCCGUCCUGCGCCACCCACAGGGCUGUGAGCCGGGGGAGCUGGAGACAGGCAGCAGCCUCAGCCACCAUGGCAAAGCUGCCGGCGCUGCCGCAGAGCCGGGGUCCCCCGCCCGCCCAGCCCGGUGGGGCCUGGCCCGCCACCGCCACCGGGGCUGCUGGAACACCUUUCAUGUUUGCACGGGGACCCCUACGAAGCUGAGCUGUGGAGGGCGAGCGGAGAAGUCUGGCCAAGAAUCGGAAGCACUCCA